AUGCUUCCAGGCUAUAGAUGCACCGCAUGCAAGUACCGCACAGUCAAUCGGAAGAACAUGCUGGGGCAUCCAAGGACGUCGGUCCACUUGGACGUCGGGAGCGGCUGGGAGGAGGUGAUGCUACAGUCGUUCUCGCAGGGGCGCUAUACAAAGUACUGGAUCGUCGACGUCGCUAAGAUACCAGGGCGGCAGACCGAUGCAAUAAUAGAUAGAACCACAGGAAACCGGUACUCAGAUAUCGGGGGCCGCCGUAACGGGGACAGGGAUAGAGAUAAAGCCAAUAAAGAAGGAGGUGGAGCUGGUCGCGGGUGGGACGGAAUGCUGGCCCAGUACGGCCGCGCACUGAAGGUGGAUCGACAAGGCGGGCUGGGCGAAGGUCUUUCAGGAAUCAGAUCUCAAGCAGAUCUACCAGCUCGAGUUGGGACCGAAAUCAAAGCUGUGUGGAAGAGCAUACGAGACGGUCCGGAGCGCGAGGAACAGGAGACGCUUGCGCGGCUCGCCAAAACCUUCGGCCGAGAAAUGUAA
This is a messenger RNA of Ilyonectria robusta, 525 nucleotides long. RefSeq lists its product as uncharacterized. Lineage: Eukaryota; Fungi; Ascomycota; Sordariomycetes; Hypocreales; Nectriaceae. The transcript is spliced from 2 exons. The coding region runs from base 1 to 525 and encodes 174 amino acids. The record is from RefSeq and is a predicted model, not a curated record.